Doryrhamphus excisus (bluestripe pipefish) is the source of this 1491-nucleotide messenger RNA. RefSeq names its product Tax1 (human T-cell leukemia virus type I) binding protein 3 (gene tax1bp3). Gene Ontology annotation, biological process: establishment or maintenance of epithelial cell apical/basal polarity; neurotransmitter receptor transport postsynaptic membrane to endosome; neurotransmitter receptor transport, endosome to postsynaptic membrane. Lineage: Eukaryota; Metazoa; Chordata; Actinopteri; Syngnathiformes; Syngnathidae. Gene Ontology annotation, cellular component: adherens junction; basolateral plasma membrane; postsynaptic membrane. The record is from RefSeq and is a predicted model, not a curated record. Gene Ontology annotation, molecular function: protein kinase binding.
GGCAGCGAUCCGCCAUCAACAAGAAGAAGACGACUCAGCUUCUCCUAAGUCGUGUAGCGACCGUCGAGGAAGUUUGAUCGCUCUUUCUUACUCCUUCUCACUUUAGCUCGUUAUUGUCAGUUGUGAUUUUUAGGUAUUUUCACAUUUUUUUUGUAACAGAAAAAAGACCAUUGACACCAUGUCCUUUGUCCCCGGACAGCCGGUGACUGCUGUUGUGGAAAAAAUUGAGAUCCAAAAGUUGCGUCAAGGACCAAACCUGAUUCUGGGGUUCAGCAUCGGAGGAGGGAUCGACCAGGAUCCCGUUCAGAACCCGUUCUCUGAGGACAAGUGUGACAAAGGCAUCUAUGUGACCAGAAUCACACCCAAAGGCCCAGCGGAUGUGGCCGGCCUGAGGAUGGGUGAUAAAAUCAUGCAGGUCAACGGCUGGGACAUGACCAUGGUGACCCACGACCGGGCUCGCAAGAGGCUGACAAAGAAGAAAGAAGAUGUGGUGCGCCUGCUGGUCACCAGGAAAUCCCUGCAGGAUGCCGUCAGCAAGUCAAAGGGUCAAUACCACGCUGACGACGACAAGGAAGAAAACAGCACCACAUCACAGUGGAAGGAGCAACAACACCGCCCCCCCUAUGGAGAGGACAAGGCUUCUUAUUGAUAAACGACAUGCCACCGUCUUGUAUUCCAAAGAUGAUCGACACCAGGCUUCGCUACACGUUUUAAAAAAUCAACCAUGGCGCUCUGCCGACACCUUCUAUACGAAUAAGAUGACAACCGUGGGCUCACCCCCAGCUUGCAAUCUACAGGCUAAUGUCUGCACACUCUACACUCACCAAUGACAAUGUAAGCAGUUAGCCUGCUCGUCAUGCUAGCAUGCUACAUAAGCUCUAUCCAUAUAAUGCCAAGCCCUUCCUGGCAUGACAUAUAGCAGCUUGUCUUUACCUCAAUAACAGGUAAGGAAAAAGCGCAAACAUGCACGGAUCUACUGUAUUGUUAUCAUAUUUAACCAAACAUUAUUUACAGAGCGCCACUGGCUUUUCAUGCUACACAAAUAUCAUAUAUGAUAUCAUUUGUGGAUGAUACAGCGAGGAUAUGCAUAUAAUGCAUCAUAUGCAUUGUCUGUAUCCUGCAUUAUAUGUGUUGCUGUGUUGCCACGGUGAUGGAGGAUGCGUUCCAACUCCAUUUGAGUGAGAUCUUUUCUCAACUAAGCAUUGAAUUUAUUCCUUCAUUCCUCAGAGCUGUGAAACUGAAGUCGUAGCAAUCCUGACGUAGGAUGCUAAUCAUGUGCGUCCUUGCAAUCAAACUACUGGGAUCAAGAUUUUGAAAACAAACACUUGGUGUGAAGAUACUCUUGGGUGGUCCACCCCCCCCCCCCCCUUCCACCCAAGCAGCUUUGGAAAAAUACCAAUCUUUUCUAUUUCUACUUUUGAUAAACUUCUUCCCUUGUUUGGCAUUAAAAACACACAAAUAUGAAAUAUGCCUUGUUGCUUUGUUGACACG